CGGGGGCUCUGGGGCCACACGUGGGCCACUCAGCCUCCGUCGCCUCACCUGCGAAGCGGCAAGCACCGCGCUGUGCCCCAGAGGCCCGCACUCAGCGCCCCUUCCCAGUCGGUCAACGGCGGGGGCGACGUCCCCGUCGGCCCUGCCGCCCGGGCCCCCACACCUGUCCUUGGCCUUGCAGCCGAGGGCCCGCAGGAGCCCGUGCCCACCCUGUGGAACGAGCCCGCCGAGCUGCCGUCGGGAGAAAGCCCCGUGGAGAGCACCAGCCCCGCCCGGGAGCCGGCGGUCAGCGGCCCGCCCGCGCCCACCGCCACGCCGAGCCCCGAGGACAGCACCGCGCGGGAGCGUCUGGACCAGGGCGGCGGCUCGCUGGGGCCCGGCGCCAUCGCGGCCAUCGUCAUCGCCGCCCUGCUGGCCACCUGCGUGGUGCUGGCGCUCGUGGUCGUCGCGCUGAGAAAGUUCUCCGCCUCCUGAAGCGAAUAAAGGGGCCGCGCCCCGGCCGCGGCGCGACUCGGCGGCACCUCCGGUGCGCGCCCCCGUGUCACCAUGUGUCCGCGCCAACUGUUUUGGCCUCCUUGGUUUCUCGGAGCUCCAGACUACCUGUUCUGGCUAAGACCAGUUUUCUCCUCCUGGAUACGCCAGAUAGCCACACGUGGUACCCACUCACACUCCCCCAAACACAUCAUGGCUUAAGUUUCUGCUUAUAAAAGACUGUUAUGAAACUGACUGGUUUUCAUGAAACUGUUUACAUUAUUACACAUAACCUGCAGUAGCCGAAGCCUUCCUUAGAGCAGGU
This is a messenger RNA of Physeter macrocephalus (sperm whale), 796 nucleotides long. It is a transcript of the gene SNORC, whose product is annotated as secondary ossification center associated regulator of chondrocyte maturation. The annotation marks the transcript as partial. Gene Ontology annotation, cellular component: cell periphery. The record is from RefSeq and is a predicted model, not a curated record. Gene Ontology annotation, biological process: cartilage development. The transcript is spliced from 3 exons. Lineage: Eukaryota; Metazoa; Chordata; Mammalia; Artiodactyla; Physeteridae.